Molecule: messenger RNA, 909 nt
Organism: Psammomys obesus (fat sand rat)
Lineage: Eukaryota; Metazoa; Chordata; Mammalia; Rodentia; Muridae
Gene: Ibsp
Product: integrin binding sialoprotein
Exons: 6
Coding region: 1-909 (302 amino acids)
Biological process (GO): cell adhesion; extracellular matrix organization; ossification
Cellular component (GO): extracellular region
Source: RefSeq, a predicted model, not a curated record
AUGAAGACUGCUUUAAUUUUGCUCAGCAUUUUGGGAAUGGCUUGUGCUUUCUCCAUGAAAAAUUUGCAUCGAAGAGCCAAAGUAGAGGCUUCUGAAGAAAAUGGGGUCUUUAAGUCCCGGCCACACUAUUUUCUUUAUAAGCAUGCCUACGUUUAUCCUCUAAAACGGUUUCUAGUUCAGGGAGGCAGCGACUCUUCUGAGGAAAACGAAGAUGGCGACAGUUCGGAACAGGAGGAAGAAGAGGAGACUUCAAAUGAAGAGGAAAACAAUGAAGAGUCUGCUGGGAAUGAAGAGGAAGAGGCUGAGAACGUCACACUCUCUGCUGUGACACCCAGCUAUGGCACGGAGGCCACAACUGGAGAUGGGGCUAUGGAGUUAGCUGCCCUCCAGCUGCCUAAGAGGGCCGGAGAUGCAGAAGGCAAGGCUGCAAAAAUGAAGGAAAGCGACGAAGAAGAAGAAGAAGAAGAAGGAGAAGGGGAGGAAGGGGAAGAGGAAGGAAACGGAAACGAAGAAGCGGAGGUGGAUGAAAACGAGCAGCUCGCCAACGGCACCAGCGCCAACUCCACGGAGGCGGACGGCGGGAACCGCGGCAGCGGAGGGGGCGUCACCCCCACGGCGGGCAGCGAGUGGACCACCGAGGCCGCCGCGGCGACUGCGCGCCCGACCCCAGCGCCCGAGGCCCUGGAGCCCACCGCCGCGCCCACCGGGAAGAGCACUGCCGAGUACUGGGGAGAGUACGAGCAAACGGGCAACAACGAGCUCACCACGGGCGAGUACGAGGUGUACGACCAGGAGCAGGGGGAGCCCCCUCGCGGGGAUAACUACCGAGCCUACGAGGACGAGUACAGCUACUACAAGGGGCGUGGCUACGACGGCUACGACGGCCAGGAGUACUACUACCACCAGUGA